Messenger RNA from Symbiodinium sp. CCMP2456, 1302 nucleotides. NCBI's taxonomy places the organism in Eukaryota, Dinophyceae, Suessiales, Symbiodiniaceae. The record is from the annotation of a GenBank genome assembly.
AUGGUUGUCCCCGAAGGCUAUGUGCCCAUCUUCGCCUUUAGCUUCUGUCCACCCUCGGGCAUCUUUGUUCAGCUUGGCAUGUACCUUCUUGACGUCGUGAACGACGUGGUGCAGAUCGGCACUUUUCUAUACCACAGAGAUUGGUGGUUUGCAGGAUUCAUGAGCCUAUUUGUCUUCGUGAACCUGGCAGGCACAAUUCACGAGAUGUCGAAGCUUAGCAAGCUGAAACGCUUCGAUCUGCUGGGUGAAGCACGGCUGUGCGUGACUCGGGGAGUGUUGACCGAUGCUUGGCAGAUGAUGCUCGCCUGUGAGAGGAACAUCGAAGCCCCUGGCACCGGGGUCAUGGGGCCCUACGGCGCAACCUUGCUUCAGCUUACUCCUCUACAGGCGGCAAGCUGCCUCUUUGGGCUCUGCACCUCCGCAAAGGCCAUGGCCGAAGGCCGGCUGCAGGUAGAGGUAAGCACUGGCGCGGAUGCAGGUGCAAAUGCAUUGAAAGCUGUUCGUCCAGUCAAGGCCGUCCUGCUCUCUGCCUGGUACUGGGGUGCCUUUGCGGCGGAGCUUGCUGCCUUCGCCGUGGCAAGCGCCGUCUUGCACCCCAUCAUCACUGUACCGGGCUACCUCCUUGGCGGCAUGGCGAAUGGCGCUGCAGCCUGGUGGGCUGGCUCGCAGGAUUUUCUCCAGGUGGCUGUCACUACUUUCUUUACAGUUGGCUUUGCUAUGGUGGGUCACCAGACGAAGUCCUUCCUCAGGAGCCGGGCAUCAAUUGCAAAGGGCCCUGGCUUCAUUCCAGCCGCUUCAAUUCUGCUCCGUUUCAUCGCCUGGGCGGCCCUUUGCUUCCUGGAUCUCCCGAACGGUCUUUUGCCGCUCGGCUCACUUGGGAGGCCCAUGGGCCUCCCGGUGCUACGCGAAAAGUUCCUGGAGCCGGCCACUGCUUCGCGGGAAGCCUUGGCAUGUUUCACGUCCCAAUUCGGGAUAUCCUUCCAGCCGGAGGCCAAUGCGACCUCCAUGUCUUUGACGGAAGAGGUAAGUUUCGGCGCGUGCAGCUGGCCGGCAGCCGGCGAGCUGAGCACACCAUCCACCAUCUUCAACACCUGCUUGUUGUUGUUGGCCAUGGUUCUUGUUCCAAUACACAUCUGCGUCGUCGUCGGGAUGUUACUGUUAAAUCCCAUUUAUGCUUGUGCAGCUGACAACCUCCCGCUCAAGGAGGAGGUCGAGGCGAAACAGCGUGAAAUCAACGCCUUCGCCACGCAGAACGAGCAAACUGCUGGCCAGCAUGAGCUGCUGAGCUCGCUUCCGGAUUAG